Molecule: messenger RNA, 7053 nt
Organism: Limulus polyphemus (Atlantic horseshoe crab)
Lineage: Eukaryota; Metazoa; Arthropoda; Merostomata; Xiphosura; Limulidae
Product: protein scribble homolog
Exons: 38
Coding region: 239-6082 (1947 amino acids)
Biological process (GO): neurotransmitter receptor transport postsynaptic membrane to endosome; neurotransmitter receptor transport, endosome to postsynaptic membrane
Cellular component (GO): postsynaptic membrane; adherens junction; postsynaptic density
Molecular function (GO): protein binding
Source: RefSeq, a predicted model, not a curated record
UGAAGUUUAAAAGAGAUGGUGCGAAUUCUUUAAGAGGCAGUUCGAUGUUACUUGUGGUGUAAUAAGCUUGGUGUAAAUAUUAUAUACCGGCAUCCUCACAGAAAGCAACAUUUAAAGAGAGUUAAAUUAAUUGAGAAUGUUGACAGCUGUGCACAUUAUUUGUUCAUCUUGUGCAUUGGAAAUUAAGUCUGUGAUAGUUUAGAAAUUUACGAUAACUUUAGAAAUUAGAGUAAGAAUCAUGUUUCGGUGCAUUCCGAUAUUUGGUGGUUGUAACCGACAAGUCGAAUUUAUAGACAAAAGGCAUUGCAAUUUAAUAAGUGUUCCCGACGAUGUUUUACGUUAUGCUCGGACGUUAGAGGAACUAGAGUUGGAUGCCAAUCAUUUAAAAGAUUUGCCCAGGGGUCUCUUUAGACUAGUACGAUUAAGAAAACUGUCUUUAAGUGACAAUGAAAUUUGUCGUUUUCCUCCAGACAUUGCUAAUUUGGUCAACUUGGUAGAAUUGGAUGUUAGCAAGAAUGACCUUGAAAAUAUUCCAGAUAAUAUUAAACACCUGAAAGCAUUGGAGAUUGUAGAUUUUAGUGUAAAUCCACUUACAAAAAUUCCUACAGCCUUAACCCAGUUGAAAAACUUGAAAGCUGUAAGCCUUAAUGAUGUGUCAAUUGUACAGUUGCCCAAUGACAUUGGAAACUUGGUCAACCUUCAGUCAUUGGAGCUCAGAGAGAAUCUUCUAAGGAAUUUGCCACCAUCUUUUGCUUUCUUAACCAAAUUGGAACGCCUUGAUAUUGGUAGCAAUGAAUUUGAAGAGCUUCCAGCCCUUAUUGGCCAGUUGAGUAGCCUUCAAGAACUGUGGUUGGACUGUAAUCGACUCACUACUGUACCAAAGGAGAUAAAAAAUCUGAAAAAACUUAGUUGUUUAGAUAUUAGUGAAAAUAGACUGGAUUUCUUACCUGAAGCAAUAGCAGGAUUAGAGAGCCUUGCUGACUUACACUUGUCACAGAACUGUCUUGAAAGUCUGCCAGAGAGUUUUAGUGAGCUUAGUAAACUAACUAUCUUAAAGGCAGAUCAGAACAGAAUCACUGCCCUACCUUCAGGUAUAGGAAAAUGUGAAAGCCUUCAAGAAAUGAUAUUCACAGAAAAUUUACUAUCUGAUCUUCCAUCUUCAAUAGGAAACCUUGUUAAUGUGACAAACCUUAACUUUGACAGAAACAGACUUACCAAGCUUCCUUCACAAAUAGGUAAUCUAGUUCACUUAGGAGUCCUCUCUCUCCGAGAUAACCUCCUCAGUCACCUUCCUGUUGAAAUGGGAAUGUUAAAAGAACUACGUGUUUUAGAUGUCUGUGGAAACAAGCUUCAGUUUCUUCCUAUUACUGUAACUGGACUGAACCUCAAGGCUUUGUGGCUCUCUGAAAAUCAGUCCAAGCCCCUGCUGAAAUUCCAGACUGAUGAACAAGAUGGUAUGAAAGUGUUGACUUGCUUUCUGUUGCCUCAGCAGGACUACCAGAAUCAACUUCUAGGAGACUCCCAGCCUGGAAAGCUGAUGGUUUAUUCUACAUCUGAAAACCUUUUCCAAGAAACUUUGGACCAAGAUGAUUGGUAUCAAAAUGUUGGUGACAGAGUAUCAGCAGUUAGGUUUUGUGAGGAAAGUGAUGAAGAGAAAGAAGAAAAAGAGGGCCAGUUUAUAAGGCAUGACACUCCUCAUCCUCGAGAAAUGAAGGCUAGACAUCAUAAACUUUUUUCCAGCAUGUAUAAAACAAAGAACAUUGAUGGCCAUGUUGUAUCCCAUGAUGAGAGUGAAGACAUUACAGUUGAAAGUUUCCGACCUCAGCGAGCCUGUAAUGAUGAAGACAUGGUUGAUUCAAAAGAACCAGUCACAGUUGAUCAUUGCAGUAAAACAAUGGAUGAUACAAAUGAUAAACAAGAGGCACCUGCUCAUUUAUCAAAGAGUUUCUUGAGGCAUAAGAGAGAGAAAGAAUUGAUUUCAUCUAUUGAAGAACUUGAAAAAAAUGAGAUGCCUGUACUUCAGCAAAGACCUACCUAUCUCAGACAGGAAGAACAAUUGCAGGUAAAGGAGGCUGGUAUCCAAAUCUCCCCAACUCAUGACCAAGAAGAUUCAUCCUUAGACCAUUCCUAUGCUCAGCUUUCACCCGAACAUUCUAUAAUCAGCUGUACCACACUGCCAGACUCUUCAAAUGAGACUUCAGGAAUCAUUUGCUCUAGAGAAGAAGUGGUUAUGAAAGAUGACCCAGAGACAGAUGUGAACUCUGCCUCAGAAGAGUCUAAUAAUAGUGUUGCAAGAAUGGUUGAUGAACGAAAAGUAGGAUUUACCUCAGACAAUGAGGACCAGCCAGAACAUCACCAGAAACUUCAGCGAAGGGAUACUCCACACCAUCUGAAAAACAAACGCAUCAAUCCAUCUACUUCAAAAGAGGAUGAAGAAAAGGUCUCUGAAAUUCUGGCACAAACAAUGAGAAAAGAAGAGGAGCUUCUCCCAUCACCUCCACCUUCCCCUCCUCAACCACAAACUUCCAUUCAGCAAAUAGAAAGAUGUAAAGACAGUUUGGGAUCACUGACUCCAGGAAGUGCUUCUCAGCUCACUACAACUAGCCCUGUGCCUGGAGAGAUGGUAGAAGAUGUGCAUAGCAUUAUCAUUCACAGAAAUUCAUCAGGAUUAGGGCUUAGCAUUGCAGGAGGCAAGGGUUCAACACCUUACAAAGGUGAAGAUGAGGGAAUUUUCAUUUCUCGUCUCACUGAUGGAGGACCAGCACGUCAGUCAGGCUUAAAGAUUGGUGACAAAGUUCUUAUGGUAAAUGGAAAAUCUGUAGUAAAUGUGGACCAUUAUGAGGCUGUUGAGAUACUGAAGACAGCUGGAAAUUAUAUCAAACUAGUGAUCUUACGUGAACUUCCCAACUUCCUUAGCCACACUGAGGAUCCAUCUCCACUACCUCCAUUCAAAGAACAUCAAGAGUCAAAAAAAGAAGUGGAUACACCUUGUCUGGAACAAAGAGUAAACAAUCUUGCAGAGCUAGAGUGUGAGGAGUUAUCUUCUGAGAAUCUGUCAAAACCAGUAGCAGAAGAUGCUGUUAUUCCAUAUCCUGGUCUACUUAGUCGUGUAAACCAACAACAAAAAGAAGGUGUUAGUAACUCUAAGACUUCAGAACAAACUCAUGAAUUUUCUAGUGUAUCAACAUUCAACCCUCUCUCUGAUGAUGUAGAGUAUGAGAUGAAACAUGAGAUUGUCUAUACUACACUAAUUAGAAGUCAUGGUGGACUUGGACUUAGCAUAUCAGGAGGUCAUGAUUCGGAUUCCUUUAAAGAAGACAGUCAAGGUAUAUACAUCUCAUGUAUGGCUGAAAAUGGAGCUGCUGCCAAAGAUGGAAAACUAAAAGUAGGAGACAAAAUUCUGUCAAUUAAUGGAGUGGACGUAGAGGAUGCUCGUCAUGACCAAGCAGUCAGCAUGCUUAUGGGAUUAGAGCGAUUUGUCCGAAUAGUUGUCCAAAGAGACAAUCUGGUACCUAAAGGAUUCAAAGAACCCAGUAAGCUGGUCAUUCCUGAGAAAUCUGCUAAAACACUUGAGAUGCAAAAGUCUAAUAACAGUCUGUAUUCUUCAGACUCUUACAUGGCUAACAGACCAUCCUAUGUGGGCAGUUACAAAAAAGAUGGAAGGCCAACAUAUUCCAUCUUCACUAAACUACCUGGCCUUAAUAGUGAUCCUAUGGGAACAUCUCCAUACCUUUAUCCAUCUACCAGUACUCAAACCACUAGUACAUUCACUGCCAGAAGCCCAACAACACCAUUUUCUCAUCCUUCCAUGCUGGGUGCAUUCCCUACUGUGCCAACCACUACAACACAGCCUGUAAGAUGUAGCAGCUUUUCCAGUUUCACAGAUGCUGAUCUACAUUCUCAGCCUUUUUCAGCCACUUAUACCAGCAGUCCAACAUCGAGACAUGAGUAUGCAAAUUAUGUGCCAAUUUCAAACCUUCAGUCAAAAUAUCCUGACUCUCAAGCCCAUGUCUUUUCUACUCAUUUAGAGCCACAUCAAACAGAAAAUACAACUCUUCCAGAAUAUUCCAAUUCCCAGCCACAAAAUUCUACAAUGCAUUCGCAGUUGCCCCUAAAUACAUCUAUAUCAAUUCCAGCAUACAUCGACUCUCCAUCCCAAAUAAAUUCAGUUCAUUCACAGAAACCACAGAUGUAUGGUGAGUCAUCUCAAAACAUUCACUUACAUACAACAAACUUACAGAGAGCUGAAAUAACUCCAGUGAGUAGUUCAAGUCUUCAGCUAAAUGACUCUCAAAUGGCAGUAGCCAUUCGGCAAGAAGAGCCCUCUGUACUGGUAGGAUCAGAAUUGACUUCACUUAAAAGUCUUGGAACAUUCAAAGAAACCAUCAGCCAGUCAGCAUUUACAGAAAAUGUUAAUAUCCAAGUCAAUAAGAAUGUUCUGGCUCUUCCCAAAUUUGAAGAGGAGAUUACACUGAUAAAAGCUGGAGGACCUUUAGGUCUUAGUAUUAUUGGUGGCUCAGACCGUCCUUGUCAUCCAUUUGGCUGUGGUGCCCCUGGAAUAUUCAUAUCUAAGAUUGUCCCUAAUAGCACAGCAGCAAACUCAGGAAAACUUUGUGUAGGUGACCGAUUAAUUAAGGUGAAUGGUGUUGAUGUACAGAGAGCUUCCCACCAAGAAGCUGUUUUAGCACUACUUGCACCAAUCUAUCAAAUGGUCCUUACCAUUCAACAUGACCCACUCCCCAAGGGCUGGCAGAAAAUUAUAAUUCCAAGAGAACCACAUGAAAAUCUGGGGGUUACAAUCAGAGGAGGAACACAAGACCAGCCUGGAAAUCCAAAGGAUAGUGCUGAUGAAGGAAUAUUUGUGUCUUCAAUUCAACCAGAUGAAGCAGCAGCAAGAAAUGGAAAACUAAAAGAAGGGAUGAGGGUUAUUGAGGUAAAUGGAGUGUCAUUGCUGGGCUCUUCUUAUCAAGAGGCUGUUCUUGCCUUAAGCAAUGUAGGAGAUUCAGUAGAGUUCACCGUUUGUGAUGGUUACAAUACAACAGAUGUUGAGAACCCUGUGAAUGAAAUGUCUUCACACUGUGUAUUCUCCAUAGAUCAAGAUUAUGUUAAUGAAGUUUCCCAACAAGGAUGUAAAAAGAAGGAGCAGGUUGAAGAUAUUCUUAGCCUCUCAUCUAAUUCUUCCAGUUAUGCAGAAAAGGUUUUACCCCAUUUACCAGAGGGUGAAAAGUUUGAAGAAUUAACUUCAGCAUCAGCAUCCCAAAUUUUACCAGACGAUGUAGGAGAUUCUAAACAUUUGUCAGAAACUAUUACAAAAAUUGAACAGAUAAAUAAUUCAGUGAAUGCACCAACAUCAGGGACUGGAGUGAGCUUUCAUCCAGACUGCACUGAAGUGGAGUCUGACUUUGUGAAUACUACACAUUCAGAACAGUUGCUUAGAAGUCAGGAGGAAGGGCAGGAAGACUACAAUGUAGAGUUAGUCCACAAGGAGGACAACAGCAGUUUGUCAGCAUCUUGGUCAAACUUGGCUACAGAAACUUCAGGUACAGUAUCAGCUGUUCGGACAGUAAAAGCUGAGAGAAGAAUGCAAGCUAAGCUAAAACAGGAGGGUCUGGAAAUUCCUGAGGAGGAACUUGCUAAACUUACCCCAGCUCAACAGAGGGCACUACAAGCAGAAAAACGAGCAGCUUGGAGGCAAGCAAGAUUGAAAUCACUAGAAGAGGAUGCAUUUCGAGCUCAAAUGGUAAUAACACGAGCUAAGAAGAUGGCUGAAGCAAUGGAAAUAAGAUCAGUGUCACCUGCCUUGUCAAAUAUAAAGCCUGAUAUUAAUGAUCAGAAUAAAGAAGACCUCUCCACAAAAUUUGAACCAGAAACAUACAAAGGACAUGAAGAACUGUUAUUUCACACUAACGGAAAUGAAAAGAUGGAAACAAAUGAUGGAAAAGUGUUAUCUCUAGAAUUUAAAACAGAAGAAAAUGGCCAUGCUGAAAAUGGGAUUUCUGAAAAUAUCCGAGAAGGUGAAUUGUCAUCUGCUUCAGUAAAGAAGAAGAAAAAGCGUCGAACCAAAAGGAGAUCAAAUUUUUAAUUGAUAUUAAAGAAGUGUAAAUAUUGUAUGGGGAGUUCUACCUAAAUAAGUUUUGUCUCAAGCUCAGAGAAAGUUAGAUUUUGUUUUUCAAAUAUCUACUUUGAGAUAGGCCUUUGAUAUGUCAUGCACUUUUCCAGAUCAUUGCUUAUACAAAUUAGUAUUCUGUUUUUUAAAGCCUGAAGUCAAUAACCUGUAAAAACUUGAGUCUUUCAUUUACAAGGGUACUAUUGCUUUAUUAUACUCUUUUCUAAUGCAACUAUUUCGUUGUUAUAUUUUAAUUUAUUUUUUUAAUGAAUAGAUACAUUUUUUCUACUAUAUAAUUGUGUUUAGAUAGCAACGUAUGAUUAACAUAACAUUUUCUUUGGAAUAAAUAUAUUUAAAUGAGCCUUCAAAAUUUUCAAAUCGAACCGAUUUUUAUAAAGGGCUGAAAAUCCUUAUUUUAUGAACGUACGUUAAUGUGAAUAUAGUGUUCCCAAUGUAAAAGGAAUACGUAUCAGCUUAGAGGCGUUUUUAACACUUCAAACUAAUCGGUGCAAUUUUCUUAGAGGGCCCGUCCGUACUGGUCAGCUAUAGGUGUAGAAAUGUGUAAGUUUUUUUUUGUUUUUGCAUUACUUUGGGGGCCCGCAAUAUGAGGGGCCCGUCGGUGCUUUGCCCCGAUUCCAUCGACGUUAAAUACGUCACUAUAUCAGCUACUAUUUCAUUCACUUAUGGACAGAUUAUGUAUUUUGGUACGUGUAUUUUGAUAAAUAAAUGUUUGCUGUAGGUAUUUAUUCAUGUGUCUUCAGCUGUCAAUCUGCUGAUUCAGUUUGUAAUUGCAAGAAUAAAACAUUGUGUAGGUAUAUCUCAGUGUACUUUUGCUUCAGUUGUAGUAUUCGAAACUGUCAACAUAUUGUUACGUCUCCGUUCGUUAAUUAAUUUUCCGUAACUUCGUUCCGACGAAACUUUAGCGACACAAGUCCUUACUUAAUAAA